Molecule: messenger RNA, 3988 nt
Organism: Gloeophyllum trabeum ATCC 11539
Lineage: Eukaryota; Fungi; Basidiomycota; Agaricomycetes; Gloeophyllales; Gloeophyllaceae
Product: phospholipase D
Exons: 27
Coding region: 112-3822 (1236 amino acids)
Biological process (GO): cell motility; phosphatidic acid biosynthetic process; intracellular signal transduction
Molecular function (GO): phosphatidylinositol binding; D-type glycerophospholipase activity
Source: RefSeq, a predicted model, not a curated record
UGGCGCAGGCUCCGUUCUCUACUCCCCAGUAUCGCCAACCAGCAGCACGGCCAUGCUAUCCCGGAAGCCUCGGUCGUCGCUCCUGCCACCGUGAACAUCACAGACGAGUUGAUGGUAGGCGGCCUUGCCACGCUCAUGCUGCGCCUCUGGUUCGAGCGCGAUGAGAGUGACCAGCGGCGCGUUCCCGUCCUGUUACAUCGUCUCAGGAUACGCAUUACGGACAGCUUGCAUCCGCUGCAUGGUCAUAAGGCCGUCUUUCGGAUUGAGUGUGAGUAUGCAAAUGGAGCUGCAAGGUGGGUGGUCUACCGCCAGCUGAGGGAUUUCUUGUCGCUGCAUACGCAUUACACGCUAUCGAACGUGUAUAACCGCAAAGUCGAGACUUUGCCAGAUUUCCCUAAGACAAGUUUACCGUAUUUCAAGUUUCUCAGGACUCAGGGACAUGAGGUCGGACGGGCUGAAUUUGCUCGCAUGCAGCGGCAGUCUCUGGAGAACUACCUAAUAGGCUUAAUCCGCGCGGUCAUGUUCCAUCCUGCCUCUAAUCGCUUGUCUGGUUUCCUCGAGAUCAGCGCUUUGAGUAUUGCUCUGGCCCAGUCAGGGGGUGCCCAGUACAAAGCAGGUUAUUUACGCAUCGACGCUUCCGGAGGCCGAGGCGGUAGCUUUGGUAGGAAGGCAGCUAGCCGGAAAGAGAGGAGGGAGCACAAAUGGUGUGCCGUUCGCGAGAGCUAUCUGGUUGUCAUGAAGGAACCCGGGGAGCUUGAUGUCUGGGAUGUGUUCUUGUUCGAUCCGGACUUCAAGAUCGAGCGGCCGAAGCGAUACUACCGCGCGGGGCUCAAUCUCCUCCACGCGUCCUCCUCGGGCUCUUCGUCGUCCGACAUGCCAUCUGGAAGGCGAACGCCCGUCCUUGACCCGUCAACGAAUACCGACCCGCUGAUCGAAGCGGAUUCGCAUGACCGGAAUAUGAAUGACUUGCAGCCUCCGGCUGAUGGCAAGGAGGCGGAGAGACGGAAGAGGAGGAAGAAUAACGAGGUGUCGAAGCAUACAUUCUACAUCGAGAAUUCGCAGAUGAAGCUGAAGUUGUAUGCAAGGAAUGAGAGACAAAUGUUGCAAUGGAUUACGGGGUUGGAGAAAGCCGCAGCUAGCUGCCACUAUACUGGGAGCAAUAGGUUCGAUAGCUUUGCUCCUAUACGCCUGAACGUUGCGGCGCAAUGGCUGGUGGAUGGCCGAGAUUACAUGUGGAAUCUAUCCCGCGCCCUGCUCCUUGCGAAGGAGUGCAUUUACAUACACGAUUGGUGGCUCUCCCCAGAAUUGCAGAUGAGACGGCCAAAGAUGGACAAGUACCGCUUAGAUAGGCUCUUAGAACGCAAGGCGAAAGAGGGCGUUAAGAUCUAUGUCAUCCUUUACCAGGAAGUGUCAAGUCGAACCACGCCUACGGACAGCAACUAUGCGAAGCAAAGGCUCACGUCGCUGCACCCGAACAUUAUGGUCCAGCGUUCACCGUCACAUUUCCAGACCGGCACGUUUUAUUGGGCUCAUCAUGAGAAACUAUGUGUCAUUGACCAAGCCAUUGCUUUCAUGGGUGGGGUUGACCUAUGCUUUGGGCGAUGGGAUACUCCUCAGCAUGUGCUGGUCGACGACCCGGAAUCCCAAGAUGGCAUCGAAGUAUGGCCCGGCAAGGACUACAGCAAUGCUCGCAUACUCGAUUUCCAUACCUUGGACAAACCUGAUGAGGAUAUGUAUGAUCGGGCAAAGGUUCCUCGUAUGCCUUGGCACGACGUAGGCAUGCAGGUUGUGGGACAGCCGGCCCGAGACCUUGCGCGGCACUUCGUGCAGAGGUGGAAUUGGUUAUUACGGAUCAAGAAUCAUUCUCGGCCUAUGCCAUUCCUAAUGCCUCCUCCAGAGUUCAAGCCCGGAGAGCUAACUCAAAUGGGUUUGACUGGUACACUUGAGAUGCAAAUAUGCAGAUCAGCUGGCCCGUGGUCCCUUGGGACCCCGUCCCGCAUAGAGCGCUCUAUACAGAAUGCAUACUUGAAAGCUAUUCAGCUAUCCGAGCAUUUUGUUUACAUCGAGAACCAGUUCUUCAUCACCUCGACCAACGUGAAUGGCGUCAAAGUGGAGAAUAAGAUUGGUGAUGCGCUCGUACAUCGGAUCAUUCGAGCACAUCGCGAAGGCACUCCAUGGAAAUGCUGUAUCAUGGUGCCUUUGUUGCCAGGAUUCGCUUUCCCGGUGGACCAUAGUGAGGCGAGUGCGGUUCGCAUCAUCCUCGAAUGUCAAAACCGCACGAUGUGUCGUGGACCAGACUCUAUCUUUUCCCGCCUGAGGAAAGAAGGGAUCAAUCCCGACGACUACAUUAGCUACUUCUCUCUGCGCAACUGGGCCAAAUUACGCGGCGACGUACUGACAACCGAGCUGGUAUAUAUCCAUGGGAAAGUCUGCAUUGUGGAUGACCGGCUCGCCAUCAUUGGAAGCGCGAACAUCAAUGAACGGUCGCAACGUGGGGAUCGGGACUCUGAAAUAGCUGCAGUCAUCCGAGAUACAGACUUCAUUGACGGGUGCACUGAUUUUGAGGCGCCAAGUAGUACGAUGGCUGGAAGACCGUUCAAAGUCGGCCGAUUCGCCCACACACUACGGGUGCGGCUCAUGCGAGAGCACCUCGGUGUGGAUGUCGACGCAAUGGAGGAAGAUGACCUCAUGGCCUCGGAACCUGUGAAACAGGAACACGAGCAAGACGCCUGGGAUCCGGAGUCCGAGCAAGAGCACGGCGCGGAGAAAACUUUCACGCAUCUGAAGAAGCCGGUACACGGUAGUGUCAUCCACGAUACGAUCGACGAAGUGGAGCAAGGUAAGAUUCCAAGACUGAAGACUGACCAACUCGAUGCUACAGCUGGGGAAGAACAACUGCAAGCCGAGCGAACAACGUACACCCGCGAUGGUCAACAGGAGGCUGGCUUUGCCAGCGCUAUUAUACCUACUCUGGAAGAGCAGAUCAUCAUGGAAGGCCGUCCCCCAGAGAAUCAGGCAAACGGCAAGCCACUCAAAGAAGUGCUCAAUUCCGAAGGCAAAGGAGACAAAUCUGAAAGCAAUGGCCGUCCGCCUGAAGCAAGGGUGGAUAAGGGAGAACUAUACGGUGCUCCCGCAGAAGCGCACGACGGUGCGAAACAGGAUGAUGCGCCUCCUGAGCCUAAUGCGAUUAAGAAGGAUGCUGACGAAGAAGAGCAAGCAGCUCCUGGUGCUCGUUCGAUUCUUCGCCAACAUCUCACCGCACAGCUUAACAGCAAGUGGGUCCUGCCUACGCCCCGACCAGUGGUCGAUCCCGAUGGAUUCGAGGAUCCUAUUUGCGACGAAUUUUGGAAGAAUGUCUGGGUUGCGUCCGCUGUUCACAAUACGGAAAUCUAUCGCAAAGUUUUUCACGCUAUACCCGACGAUUUAGUAACAACGUGGAAACAGUACAAGGAGUUCGUUGCUCAUCAUGAACGUUUGAACAAGCCGGUACGCGGUCCUCCCACCGAAACCACGAACGAUCCCGCCGACAAUGUCUCGGAAGGGAGUGCCACCCGCGUUGGAGACGGGUCAGAGAACCAAGCAUCGGCUACUACCCCGACAAAGGAUCUACCGCAUCAGACCGACAAGGAUACCAGAUCACGGAAGCCGGCUCGGGGAGAUGAGCCAUUCGAGAAGUGGGAGCGGGAGGAAAUGGAGAAGCUACUUGGUGAAUUGAACGGACACCUAGUGAUCUAUCCCACUCGUUUCUUAGAAGGGGAAGAUAUCGCCAACAAUUUCUUGUUUAAUGCCGAUAGGUUGUUACCAAUGCCUAUCUAUGACUAGGAUACCCAUACUGCAAACCUCAUAAUCAUCAUUGGACACAGUAUCACUCUCGUUUCUUGACCGCGCAUCCUUCGUCGGACUUUUGUAUCAAACAACCUGUACUACCUGAUCAAUUCACGCACUCAAUAAGCGGGGUAUCUCGUUCCAUGCUUUCAACUCUAUUUAU